AUGAAGGCUCUCCCCCACCAGAAUGAACUCUUCCUGCUUGCCAGUGGGGAGGGAGAGCAUUUGGCCAGCCAGAGCACGGCCACUGCCAGGAAGCACAGUGUCAUUCCAGCCUCCUGGCAGGCCCAACCUAAACUCCAGAAAAGCCGACAAAGGGACAAAGGAGUGGUUCCAGGGAAGACCUCUGGCCUGACUCGACAGCUCUGCAACCCACAGUCUUUGGCUGCUGCCCUGGGCCUGCCCUCUGCCUGUUCCUCUGUCUCAUGUGGCCAAGCCCCCCAAGCUGCCACAGCUCUGGUGGAUUUUCCCACUGCCCUCACCAUCCUGCCGAAGUGGCCAGUCCUCACGAAGUGCCAGCUACUGCUCCUGGAGUCCCUUAUGCAGCGGAAGAUUGCACACCUGAAGUGGGGCCUCCCCCAGCAGAUCCUAGAAUCCUACUUGCACUUUAACUUCUUAGCACCAUGCCCACUGCCCCUUGAGGGGGUGAGGCUCCCUGGGUUACACAAAGCCUGUGAGCUGCAGGGGCAGCAGGAAAGGCAUUGUGGGGCCCAGGGCCCCAGGCCAGGCCUUAAGUCCCCAGAGAGGUCCCAGAGCGUUCAGCGCCAAGAAAGGAAAAGCUCAAAAUCUCCUACGCAGGCCAGAGCUCUGGAGAAGCGAAGAACACACCAGACAGAGCCAAUGGGCAUUUCUAUCCAUCCUGAAAAGCCUAAGAGAGUCAGACCACCAGGGGGCCUCAGAGAACGACAGGAUGUCCAGAAAGAGGCUCCUCCUAGGGCCAAGCUCCCUGCUCCCAGGAACCCCAGGACUGCAGCAGAAUCUAGUAGCUGGUGUGGCCAAGAAAGCGUCCAAGAACCCUCCAGGGCCGCUGCUCUCCUGAGACUGGCUGGCAUUCGGUUCGCGCACGCGCAUUACCCUUCUCCCCACGCGUCCUUGUCGAGCUCUGCCAAGUGCGCCUGCGCAUGA
Lagenorhynchus albirostris (white-beaked dolphin) is the source of this 960-nucleotide messenger RNA. RefSeq lists its product as uncharacterized. The transcript is spliced from 2 exons. The coding region runs from base 1 to 960 and encodes 319 amino acids. The record is from RefSeq and is a predicted model, not a curated record. Lineage: Eukaryota; Metazoa; Chordata; Mammalia; Artiodactyla; Delphinidae.